This is a messenger RNA of Jatropha curcas, 2102 nucleotides long. RefSeq names its product putative L-gulonolactone oxidase 6. Gene Ontology annotation, cellular component: membrane. The record is from RefSeq and is a predicted model, not a curated record. Gene Ontology annotation, molecular function: D-arabinono-1,4-lactone oxidase activity; FAD binding. Lineage: Eukaryota; Viridiplantae; Streptophyta; Magnoliopsida; Malpighiales; Euphorbiaceae.
GUGAUAGGUGAAGCCAUUUAAUCUGUCUAGAAAAGUAUAUUCCGACUUAACCCAAAGCUGUAAACAAAUCUCUUCACGCUAGCUAUUAUAACUCGUACUACUACGACUAUAUAUUAUCCAUAUUUUGCAAGCCAAAGUCACACUGAUCGAUCAUCAUAUUCCAAUAUGGGUAAAAUAUUCCGGCGAGUUCUCCGAUCAACUUAUUGUCUCUUCCUAUUACUAUUCGCCGUGAAUUGUACUCCUCCAGAGGAUCCGAUCAAAUGCGCUUCAAAAAACACAAAUUGCACGAUUACAAACUCUUACGGCACUUUCCCUGACAGAAGUAUAUGCAAGGCAGCAAACGUGGCGUAUCCUACCACAGAAAAAGAACUAGUUUCAGUUGUAGCCAAUGCAACAAAGGCCAAAACGAAGAUGAAAGUAGCAACUCGCUAUUCCCAUAGCAUUCCUAAGCUAGUUUGUCCAGAGGGUGAAAAUGGGCUUCUCAUAAGCACCAAAUACCUGAAUAAAGUGUUAGAAAUUGAUUUUGAAUCCAUGAAAAUGACCGUAGAAAGUGGUGUUACCUUAAGACAGCUUAUUGAUGAAGCUGCUAAGGCUGGACUCGUAUUGCCUUAUUCGCCGUACUGGUGGGGAUUGACGAUCGGCGGAUUACUGAGCACGGGUGCCCAUGGAAGCACGCUGUGGAAUAAAGGAAGUUCGGUUCAUGAUUAUGUGGUGGCAUUAACGAUAGUGAGCCCAGGAAGUGCAGAAGAUGGGUAUGUUAAUGUCAGGAGACUUGAUGAAAGGAACAGUGAACUCAAGGCUGCCAGGGUCUCGCUUGGAGUUCUUGGAGUUAUUUCGAAGGUUACGUUUCAACUUGAACCCUUGUUCAAGCGAUCCAUCUCCUUUGUGGUGAAGAAUGACUCGGACCUAGCAGAUCAAGCGGCUAGCUUUGGCCGUCAACAUGAGUUUGCAGAUAUAACAUGGUAUCCCAGUCAACAUCAGGCAGUCUAUCGAACCGAUGAUCGCGUUCCCAUUAACACAUCUGGCAAUGGCAAAUAUGACUCCAUUCCAUUCCGCUCUGCACCGUCACUUGGUUUGGCUGUCAUCAGAGCAACAGAGGAAAGUCAAGAAUCUUUAGGUGAUGCAGAGGGCAAGUGUAUUAGUGCAAGGCUAGUCACAACCUCGCUUUUGACCUCAGCUUUUGGACUAACAAACAAUGGUAUUAUUUUUACAGGAUACCCUGUAAUUGGGUUUCAAAACCGGAUCCAAUCAUCAGGGACCUGCCUUGAUAGUCUUGAAGAUGCACUAAUCACAGCUUGUCCGUGGGACCCGAGAGUUAAAGGUGAGUAUUUUCUGCAAACGACAUUCCGUAUCAGCUUAACAGCUGUUAACUUUUUCAUCCAAGACGUCCAAAAGCUAGUCAAGUUGGAGCCUAAAGGGUUAUGUGUUUUAGAACAGUACAAUGGUAUUCUCAUGCGCUAUGUUAAAGCAUCAACCGCCUAUUUGGGCGAACAAGAAGAUGCAUUAGACUUUGAUAUCACAUACUAUAGAAGCAAAGACCCUUUGACUCCUCGGCUUUUCGAAGAUAUACUCGAAGAAAUAGAGCAAAUUGCGGUUUUUAAGUAUGGAGGGUUGCCACACUGGGGAAAGAACCGGAACUUAGCAUUUGAAGGAGUUAUCAAGAAAUACAAAAAUGCUAAGGAGUUUUUGAAGAUUAAGGAUGAGUAUGAUCCAAUGGGGCUAUUUUCCAAUGAUUGGACAGACCGAGUUCUUGGGGUAAAAGAUGGGGUGACCGUAGUGAAGGAAGGUUGUGCGUUGGAGGGAUUGUGUAUAUGCUCAGAGGACAUUCACUGUGCCCCUAGUAAAGGCUAUUUUUGUAGACCUGGAAAAGUUGACAAGAAUGCCAGGGUUUGUACACUUAUCAGUAACGAAAAGAAAACAGUGUGAUAUCUGAAGGAGUUUAUAAGCUAAUUAAUAGAAAGAUAGAAAGAAAACAAAGUUACUUUUAUUGUUUGUUUGUUUAUUAGGAAAACUAGAAAAAUUGGAAUUCUAUUUAUUUGAUUGGAAACGAAAAGCGUCAAUUAUUUUGAUUUAUUGAAAGAAGAUAUUAUAUGGAUUUUGAA